Funneliformis mosseae is the source of this 1339-nucleotide messenger RNA. The record is from the annotation of a GenBank genome assembly. NCBI's taxonomy places the organism in Eukaryota, Fungi, Glomeromycota, Glomeromycetes, Glomerales, Glomeraceae.
AUGUUAAAUGAAAAUAUCUGCAAAGCAAAUUUGUCUCUGUCUGGAUUAACUUGUGCUAGUUGCGUUCGAUCGGUUGAAAGUACAUUAAACAGACUUCCUGGUUUGGUUCCUUCUUCGAUUAAAGUCAAUCUAUUAAUGAGUAAUGCGGUCCUUGAAUUCGAAGAAAAUCAAUUAGGUAUUGACCAAAUUAAGCAAGCUAUACUUGACGCUGGUUUUGAUGUUGAAGAUGUUAAACUUGAAAAGAAAUACGAAAAACCUUCCUUAAUACAACAACCUAUCACCAUAAUUUCAAAUGAUCCUUCAACUCAUGAUGACAAAAAUGCAAUUCGUGAAACAAUCACAAAGUUAAUUGUGGGUGGUAUGACGUGUGCUUCUUGUGUAAGCGCUAUUCAACAUUCUCUUGAUUCAUUAAAGGGAGUAAUAGAAGCUCAUGUUAAUUUGCUGACCGGUGAAGCAACAAUCAAACAUGAUUUAAGUCAAAUUGGAAUACGCGAUCUUAUUCAAUACGUUGAAGAUACAGGAUAUGAAGCUGAACUCAAGAAGAAUCAAACUAAUAAAAAAAAUUCAAUUCGACAUCGUGCAGAAAAGGAGCAAAAGCUUCUUCGUACUCGAUUCCUUUUGUCUUUGAUCUUUUCCAUUCCAACAUUUUUAAUUGAAAUGGUAUUCAAAAUGAUUUUACCAAGUGAUAACCCUUUAAUCAAAGUUAUCUCGCACCAAAUAAUUCCUGGACUUGAGGUUGGAACCUUAAUUUUAUUCAUUCUCGCAACUCCCGUUCAAUUUAUUCUUGGUUAUCCAUUUUAUUUAAAAGGAUUUCGUUCCAUUUGGUACUCUCGCCAAGCAAAUAUGGAUACUUUGGUAGCGAUUGGAACAACUGUUGCAUACUUUAGUUCUAUUUUGAAUGUUAUAAUUCCAAUUGUUCAUAGAGAUGAUAAACCGGGCCAUCAAUUUUUUGAAACCUCAAUAUUUCUUAUGACUUUUAUUUUGCUCGGUAGAUGGUUAGAAGCCAAAGUGAAAGGUAAAACUUUUGAAACAAUAACAAAACUUAUGGAAUUACAACCGGACAAGGCGUCUCUUAUCACAAUUAUAUAUGACGAUGACAAUAAUGAAAAUAUUGUCGAAAAGGAAAUUGAUUUAGAUCUUGUCCAAGUUGAUGAUAUUCUUAAAAUUACUCCUGGAGCAAAGAUCCCAUGUGACGGCAAAAUAUUCCGAGGUACCACAUCCCUGGACGAAUCAAUGUUAACGGGCGAAUCUAUACCUGUGACGAAAUACGUUGAUGACGAGGUGAUAAGUGCUACAGUUAAUUUAUCAUCAAUGAUUUGGAUAAAAGCAACACGCGUGG